Pteropus alecto (black flying fox) is the source of this 1300-nucleotide messenger RNA. RefSeq names its product inducible T cell costimulator (gene ICOS). Gene Ontology annotation, biological process: T cell tolerance induction; cell-cell adhesion; T cell costimulation. Lineage: Eukaryota; Metazoa; Chordata; Mammalia; Chiroptera; Pteropodidae. The record is from RefSeq and is a predicted model, not a curated record. The transcript has 5 exons. The coding region runs from base 15 to 641 and encodes 208 amino acids.
CUGUUCUGGAAAACAUGAAGUCGGACCUUUGGUAUUUCUUUCUCUUCUGCUUCCAAGUUGAAUUGCUAACAGGAGAAAUCAAUGACUCUGCCAAAUCUGAAAUGUUUAUAUUUCACAAUGGAGGUGUGCAAAUUUUAUGCAAAUACCCUGAGAGUGUCCAGCAAUUUAAAAUGCAGUUGCUGAAAGGCUCGCGAGUACUCUGUGAUCUCACUAAGACAAAGGGAAAUGGAAGCAUGGUGUCCAUUCAAAGUCUGAAGUUCUGUCAACCUCAGUUAUCCAAUAACAGUGUCUCUUUUUUUCUGAAUAACUUAAACAGUUCUCAUGCCAGCUAUUACAUCUGCAAACUAUCAAUUUUUGAUCCUCCUCCUUUUCAAGAGAUUUUUAGCAGAGAAUAUUUGCAUAUUUAUGAAUCACAGCUUUGUUGCCAAUUGAAGUUCUGGUUACCCAUAGGAUGUACAGCUUUCGUUGUAGUCUACAUUUUUGGAUGCGUAUUUUUAUGUUGGUUUACAAAAAAGAAAAUUCGACCCAGUGUGCAUGACCCUAAUAGUGAAUACAUGUUCAUGGCUGCAGUGAACACAGCUAAAAAGCCUGGACUCACAGAUGUUACUCGUAACUUGGAACUCCCUAGCACCCAGAUGUGAAUCACGUUUGCCAGUUUCCUCAUACUUGAAGUGCAAGAUUUUCUUAUUUCCUGGACCAUGGAGACUCUGACUUGAUUUGACUACAUACAUACUCUGCUGGUGUUUUGUUCAAUCUGGACCAGUGACUAUAUCAGUCAGCAGGGAUUUUAACAGACUGCCUCAGUACUGUUGAGUUCUCUUAAAACAAACACCCUCUUGCAACUAGCUUUAUGGAAAGCCCAACUCGUGUGUGUAUGCUUAACAAAUAGACCUCACUGGGAUAGAAUCCUUGUCUUCACAUCUGCUUCUAGCAAUGCACCAGCCAGUAAAACAAACACAUCUACAAACAUUUUUAAAAGAUGCCAUGGGUACUGAAUCUGCAAAGCAAAUGGGCAUCCAAGGGCUGGCAUCUGUCUGCAUUUUGCAAACAGACUACUGCUUCUUCUUGUAGAAAGAACAUUCCUUGUUUAAUUAGACAGGAGGUGCUUCAAACUGUAGCUAUGUUAUUUCUGAGGUGUCAGUAUGUAACCAUAGUGUACAAAUACAUUAGCACAAAGUAUUCUUCCCCAAAUUCUGAUCCCUGGUCCACCAUUCCACCAACAGUUUAAAUGUUUUCUGCCCUCAAUUUCCUUUUAAAAAUACUUCUACAUUACUUGACAGACUCUACAUAGGGAGCUAUA